AUGGAAGGGUCGUUCGAGGCGUACAAGGAGAAGGUGCUGCUGGGCGACGUGGCGUGGGACACGUACGUGACGGCGAAGCUGAUCACGGGCACGGACUUCCAGCUGCUGCGCCGCUACGACCACCGCUCCAAGGAGGUCCAGGCCGCGCUGCUCGAAGAGAACGGCGUCGGAUACGUGCGCACGUUUGUAUCCGUACUGAAGAAUGUCUUUAAAGAGGAGACUGUGGAGUACACUAUCGCCCUCAUCGACGAGCUUUUAACAAGAGACAAGAAGAGGGCGCGUUUGUUCCACGACCCAUCCAUAACGGACGAUGUCUAUGCGCCCUUCAUUAGACUGCUGGGGCACACCAACUGGUUCGUGCUGGAGGCCACGUCUCGCAUUCUGCCACUCAUCAUUGUCUCUCGCCCCCACAGCACGUCCGCGCCUGCAGCUGCACCAGCGGCGGCAGGGGCAGUGACUCCCGCACGCGCAGCAGGCAACAUAGACUACGUGCUCGAGCCCUUUAUCGCCUGGCUCUGCCACCAGCUAACUCGCCCGGUGCACCCGGUGCGAGCGGUGCCAGCAGCCAUAACAGCGCUCGCCACAACACUCAGGGACGUGUCAGCUCGCUCCAUCUUUGCCAAGGCUGAUGGCGUGCGCCUGCUGCUGCCCUACAUUGCACCCGUGGCCGGCCAGAACCAAAUGCAGCUGCUGUACGAGGCAGUGCUGUGCCUCUGGCUGCUCUCCUUCCACGAGCCUUCCCUGGAGGCCAUUCGCCAGGCGCGCGUGCUGCCGCGCCUCAUUGACGUUGCCAAGAGCUCUGCCAAGGAGAAGAUAGUGCGGGUGGCGGUGCUCACCCUCAGCAACCUGAUGACGCGCGGGCACCUGGGAGCAUCAAUGGUGGAGCUGGGGCUGCCCAAGGUCGUGCAGAGCCUCAAGCUGCACGCGUGGCACGACGAGGACUUGAAGGAAGCCCUUGAAGCCCUGGACGUGGGGUUGAGGCACAACCUGCGCGUGAUGAGCUCGUUCGAUAAGUACCGCCAGGAGGUGCUGUCGGGGUCGCUGGACUGGACGCCCAUGCACAAGGACGCGGCUUUCUGGCGCGAGAAUGUCAUGCACUUUGAGGAUAAUGACUUCCAGGUUCUGCGGGCGCUGGUGGCCUUAUUGGACACCAGCCAUGAGCCGCGCACACUCGCAGUGGCCUGCCACGACCUGGGGCAGUUCAUCACGUAUCACCCGGCGGGGCGGGGAGUGGCGCAUGACAUGAAGGGCAAGGAGCGAGUGCUGCGCCUGCUGGACAAUGCUGACCCCGAGGUGCGCAAGCAGGCUCUGCUGGCCGUGCAGAAGCUGCUGCUCUCUGCCAAGUAUGUUUCCUACCUGCAGUGA
Molecule: messenger RNA, 1365 nt
Organism: Closterium sp. Yama58-4
Lineage: Eukaryota; Viridiplantae; Streptophyta; Zygnematophyceae; Desmidiales; Closteriaceae
Source: the annotation of a GenBank genome assembly